This is a messenger RNA of Phascolarctos cinereus (koala), 2539 nucleotides long. Lineage: Eukaryota; Metazoa; Chordata; Mammalia; Diprotodontia; Phascolarctidae. The record is from RefSeq and is a predicted model, not a curated record.
CUAGGGAACACAGUCGUUGGGAAGUGGAGUUCACAUUCGGGUGAAUUCGGAGUCUGCUGCUGCGUGCCUCUGGGACUUUGGGCAAGCACUUAACUCUGGGGCCUCAGUUUGCUCAUCUGUUGCAAUACGUAGUCUCUGAGCUCUAAAUUUUCAAUCUUUUGAUUUUUAAAAUAAAAGUGUCGGACAAGGAGAGCUUUAAGGUCCUGGGGCACUGAGACCGGACUGGGCCAUAUGGCACUGCCCGCUUCCCCAGAUUGAGGCAGCGCAGCCACCCACGAGUCCCGGGACCAAGGGAGGAGAAGGGAGUCCAGUGGCCAAGUAAAACCCCUCUGGUGCUGCGAUGUUCGCCCCGGGAUCCUUGCUGCUGUUGUGCGUUCUUGGGCCACCUUUUUGCUUCUUCUCUGCUCUAGGCCUGGAAUGUGAGGUCGACUGUCACCCGGACAGAGGGAUCUGUGACAAGGACCAGUGCAGAUGUCGACCUGGUUGGCAGGGACCCCUGUGCAAUGAGUGUAUGCCCUUUCCUGGCUGUCUACAUGGAAGUUGUUCCCUACCCUGGCAAUGUAUCUGUGAGGAUGGCUGGAUCGGAAGUCUCUGUGACAUAGAUCUCCAGUUGUGUGCUAACAAAGCCUGCCACAAGAAUGGGACAUGCACUGGUUCUGAAGAAGGAGGCUCCAGCUGUUCCUGUGUCCUGGGUUCUUCAGGAAGAAACUGUCAUUUUAAGGAAGGACCUUGUGUCAUUAAUGGCUCUCCCUGCCAGAAUGGAGGAGCUUGCAUUGAUGACAAUGGGCUUGCCUCCUACACCUCCUGCCUGUGCCCCGAGGGCUUCUCUGGCAACUUCUGUGAAUUGGACCUGAACAGCUGCAUCCCAAAUCCAUGUGAGAACGGAGGUAUGUGCACUGAUAUCGGUGGGGACUUCCGUUGUCGCUGCCCGCUGGGGUUCAUGGACAAGACCUGCAGCCGACGUGUGGGGGACCAUUGUGCCAGUGGUCCCUGUGAGAAUGGGGGUACCUGUGUGCCUCAUGCCAGAGGAAGCUUUGAAUGCCUCUGUAGGCCAGAAUUCUCUGGGCCCACUUGUAACCAUGGCCACCCAGGAACCAAGACCAAGAGGGGUCCUGGGCUGCCUGACCACCUUUCCUCUGAGAUGCAGGGCAGGAUUGCCACCCAUCAGCCCAACCACGGAAUGCUGAAAAUCACCAUGAGGGAGCUCACCAAGAACAGUAAACCUCUGCUUAAUGAAAGCCAGAUCAUCUGUUUCACCAUCCUGGGGGUUCUGACAUGCCUGGUUGUCCUGGGCACUCUCAGCAUUGUGUUCUUCAACAAGUGUGAGGUGUGGCUUUCCAAUGCCAAGUACAGCCGUCUCCUUCGUAAGAAAAAGAGCUUGCUUCUUAGGUACAGCAAUGGUGAUGAGCAUACCAUUAACAUCAUCUUACCUGAGAAGAUGAAUCUGAAAUCCUACAGUAAGUGCCUGAAUGAGAUAUGAGCACACAGUGCUGCCCUCACCAAGGCCUUCCUCUACAGAGUCUUAGGAUGUGUUAUUUUCAAGUUUGUGAUUGUGUGCUGUGUGGUUAGGAGAAUAGCUCUAUAUCUGUGUGUAUAUUGUAUUUAUGCUACCAGGGAAACUUUCAGACCCAAACAGAGAUGCUCAGAGAGCAAUUUGACUCCAACAGUGGGAUUUUGCAAAAGUUUUAGGUCUUUCCUUAAUGAAAGAGAAAUGAUGUGGUGGCAAGGACCCUGGAUUUCUUUUGAAUCACUGCUCUGCCAGUUACUGCCUAUGUCACCUAAACACAUUACUUCCUUUCUCUGAGCUUCAGUUACCUCAUCUUUAAAAUAAAAGGAAUCGUAUUAGGUGAUCUAAAUUGUCCCUUCCAGCAAACAGCCCUAUUCUUGGCUCUUUCACACCUUUUCCAGUUCACCAUUCAGUUGAUUGGCUAGCAAAGCAGAUCUGUUAACUAAGAGUGGAGAAUUUCUUCAUAAACUGUAAUAGUCCAUUGAUGAGAGUAUGCUUGGUAACUUUAUCCUGGGCAUUUGUUUUUCCCAUGUUCAUUAUUUCAAUAAUUACAGCAUUUGUGGUCUAAAUGUAUAGAAGGAGUAUGUAUAAAAGUGCAUUUGGAAGCCUAGUAGAAUGAAAAGAUCAACCUUGAGCUCAGAAGAUCUCCGUUCUCUUUUCAGAUCUGCAGGUAACUUUCAUGAACCAGGUAACUUUCAUCUUUGGGGGGGUUUUAUCUCUUAUUCUGAAAAUUUAAAGAACUUAGAUUCAAAAACACUCAAACUAUAAAAUCUCACAGUUUUGUGAUUUUUCUUUAAAUAGAAGAAAGUAACUUCUAUGAGAAUGGAUUUAGUCCACCUGAGACUUACAUAUAAUUCUUGUCAAUUUGAUUAAUUCUUCCUAUUUCGUUUUUUAUCAAAGCGAGUAACACUACCUUCCAUAUAAGUAUGGCCAUAACAAAUUAUUCUGUUUAUACCAAAACAUGUGAAUUUUGUCAACAACUAUUUCAGCAGACAUGUUACUCAGAAAAUAAAGUGUGAGGACCUAUAGCCA